Messenger RNA from Meira miltonrushii, 3201 nucleotides. RefSeq lists its product as uncharacterized. NCBI's taxonomy places the organism in Eukaryota, Fungi, Basidiomycota, Exobasidiomycetes, Exobasidiales, Brachybasidiaceae. The record is from RefSeq and is a predicted model, not a curated record. The coding region runs from base 148 to 2871 and encodes 907 amino acids. The transcript has 2 exons.
CUUCAUUGAGAGAGAAAGAUUGAAUGAAACAACCAUGAAAUAAAACACGCAACAAACACAAGAGAGAUUUGACUCACACUUCAUACGACUUUAUGAUUGCAAAAUAAUCGCCGGAUGGCUCGCUUCUUAUUCAAAGAUUAAGCGCGAAUGCUUUGGUACCCUAAACGUCGAUCACAAAAAAAGAUUUUAACAUCUCCAUUCAAACAAACGUUUUCUUUGUCUUUGAUCGAUAGUUUAGUCCUUUUGGCUGAACGUAUGGAAACAUUUCAUAAAGAUAAAAAGAUGGAUGGUUCACAAGGUGACGUCAACAGUACCGAUACGGCCAUCCUACCAAGCAAUCCUAGACGGAACACUCUGAAAGGCAAUGCAACAGAUCAAAGUUCAUCAGAUGAUACACCUCGCGAGCUGAGAAGGAAGCCAGGUUUGCCAGAUCUAGAACGGAUGUCCGCUUCACGUCUUCGCCAUCAAGAUUCAUCAGCCACAAUCAAGACCAAUGAUCCCGAUAGCCAAUCGCCAGAUUCAUCUUUGAGAACGACAGGGCCUGGAGCCUUACGUCAAGAAAGACGUAAAAAGAGCGCUUUGCUAGAACAAGAUGUUUCAAGGAUGCGCUCCGAAUCUCGUCUUGGAGCAAGAUCAACAGACAAUUCAUUCGAAUCUGAACGAGAUCGCACUUCUUCGAAAGAUGGAUCAAAGACGCCCAUGACGCAAGUCAAAGAUGGAGGGGAGACUUCUGAUACAGAAGGAAGUGGUCCAGUAUUUGGAGACCGUCGUAGGAAGAAAAGUUCGACCAGCUCAUCAAGCAAAAAAGCUGCUGCUACGGCACGCGCUUCUCAAUUUAGAAGUGCGGGCACAGAAGUACUUCCUCGUCAUUCUGUUUCUCCUGAAGAUCAGUUCUCAAGCGGUAAAGCAUCGCGUACAUCGGCAAGACGAAGCUCAGAUGCAAAUCAAAACAAGUAUCCUUCCACAGUUGGCAGGGAAAAUACUGGCCGAAGGACCGCUCUCCCUGAACACUUUCGAGCAGGUUCACGAGCUGAUACUAAAGAUUGGACAACGACAUCAGCACCCACAGGACCAAGACGCAGUUUUGGCACAACAUCACAACACGAAUGGCCAAGCAGCAGUGAAGCGAGCGAUAAGCGAAAUGAUUCUUUGCCGUCAGCAAAUUACCGCGCCAGGCGAUUUGCUUCAGAUGCAGAUGCCGAAGAUUUGCCUGCAGGACGCCCAAGUCGAGUCUCCGUUGAUACUAGCAGCGUCUCGAGAUAUUUGGGUCGUAAUCCUACUCCCAGAACAUCUUCAGUCGUAGAAAAAGCAGACCAAGCUGAUAUUCUCUAUUCGCCAAGUGAAGCAGCACGUCAGAGGAAAGUGUCUGCUUCAUCGACAUACUCUCAUCGAUCAUCAAAUGGAACUUCAGAUCUGCACAGAAGUGCCUCACGAGCAAGCAUGCGACGUGCUCAUGGACGUGAUGUUUUCGAUGAUGUACCACCAAUGCCUGAAUUGGCAGGGCAAACAUACAGUCCACGUACUGUCGCAGCAGCUUUGGAUCAAAGGGAUAAGGAUGAGCGUAUUCAUUCAUUGCGAGAAAGGCAAAGACUGAUGACAGAUGGUGGCCGGACUACGUCAGGCUUGGAUGAUCUUCGAAUGCGGAUAGACGAAUUGACUGGCACAGGUGCCACUCGUAGUCAAUCUCGCGCAUCCAGUCGUGCUUCGCGUGCAAGAUCAAAUAUGAGCAGCACGCCUUCUACAUCAGUUGCGACUACUUCUGCGACGAGCGUUAGACCUUCUACUGAGCCAAGGAAGGCAAAUGUAUACUUUGAUCGUGCUCAAAUCGAACUUUCACCAGAAUCAAAACGGAUUGGAGCAUCUCUACGACAGAAUCAAACUUCACGUUUAGGCGUGCACCCUUAUCUUGAAACAGUUCCACGUACUCCCGAAAUUUCUCAGCAAUCAGCCAUUCGCAGAGCUACCAGCCGUCUCAGUGUUGCACAGUCGGCUGUGACUCCUGCCAACUCUAACAGCCGUCACAAUAUAGCAAAUGAUUCAAAUGGCCCACUACACGCUCGUAAUCUGCAAAGCUGCAUCGAUAAUCUUGAGCGUCAGCUUCUUCGACCUAACGGCUCAGAUUCAGCCGCUUCCGAUGUCACUCGUGAGGCUGUCCAGUUGAUUGAACGUAUGCGAGAGGCUAGUGCAACAUCUGUAGAAAUCAAUAAUGGUUUGAAGACGAUAAUUCAAGCUAUAUUAGGAUUUCAAAUCGAUGCAGAACUGGAAGGGGAUGGUCAAGAUUCCAUAGAAGCAUUUGCACAAGUCGAACGUGGUUUGGGAUCGAUUGUUAGAUGGAGCGACGAUCAGAUGCGCAGCUUGACAGAUGGUUUGAUUGCUUUUUCCGCUGUGUGGACCGCUCAUACACGCCAAAUGCUCGAUGUGGGCGAUCGAUCUACCGACUCAAUCCAUACUCGUACUCGAAUGGCUCCUCGCUACACACCCAAGAGCCCCAACAAAACAAGCCUUUUGCAAGAAGAUCGGAUUCAGAGACGAUCAUCUUUGGAUUUGCGUCGAUUGAACUCUCCUAAUGUUCGAAACACUCCUUGGUCGAAUCGCAGAGGCACUUUCGACACGACAGGUGGUCGCAAUGCUACAUCACCACAGCUCUCUCCAAAUGGAGAAGCUUCUACUGCUACCGGCACAGGCAUGACUAGUCGUAAUAGCAAUGGCUCAGAUCAACGCAGUCUUUCGGAUCGAUCUUUACGCAGGUUUACGGCUUCGGCAUUACCAGGCGAAAAAUUAAGCCCUGGAGGAUCACAUUCACCGUUCUCUAGCACAGAUUCCGUUUCGACCAAACAAUCUUCUUCACUUUGUCAAACGGAAGCGGAUUAGGAUUAGGAUUGGAAAAUGUUACUUCACGUAUUGCUCGAAGUUUAGGUCGAAAUGCAGGUCGAAGAGCAAGUCAAGAUGUUGGCACAUUGACGGAAAAUUUACGAACAUCCAAAAUUGACAACACACGAGAUGAUGUUGAUUAAAUCACAUACAAUGACACAUGACUUUUAACACAAUUUCAGAAACCUAGAUUCUCUUAUUACUGUAUCAUUACAACUUUCGCCUCCCAAUGCAAACACUAUUUUCAUUGAUACAUUGACUACAAUACUUUCUUAGCUCAAGCUUGUAUCGUCCCAUGCUUCCGGUACAAUUGCUGUAUCAACUCGUUCU